CGCAGCCGCAGCCGCAGCCGCAGCCGCAGCCGCAGCCGUCCCGCGAUCUCCUCACCGCCAGCAUGUCUCUGUCCAGCAAACUGACCUUGGACAAGGUGGACCUGAAGGGGAAAAGGGUCAUCAUGAGGGUGGAUUUUAAUGUUCCCAUGAAAAACAAAGAGAUAACCAACAACCAGAGAAUUAAGGCUGCUCUUCCUAGUAUCAAUUACUGCUUGGAUAAUGGAGCCAAGUCUGUUGUUCUGAUGAGCCAUUUAGGCCGACCUGAUGGUAUCCCCAUGCCUGACAAAUACUCCUUGGAGCCCGUGGCUGCGGAGCUCAAAUCCUUGCUGAAGAAAGAGGUUCUGUUCCUGAAGGAUUGUGUGGGUCCAGAGGUGGAGCAAGCCUGUGCUAACCCACCUAACGGUUCUAUCAUUUUGUUGGAGAAUCUUCGCUUCCAUGUAGAAGAAGAAGGAAAAGGCAAAGAUGCUUCUGGGAACAAGAUCAAAGCUGAGCCAGCCAAAGUGGAAGCCUUCCAAGCAUCCCUGUCCAAGCUGGGGGACGUCUACGUCAAUGAUGCUUUUGGUACUGCUCACCGGGCCCACAGUUCCAUGGUGGGAGUGAAUCUGCCCCAGAAGGCAAGUGGUUUCCUCAUGAAAAAGGAGCUGACUUAUUUUGCCAAGGCCCUGGAGAGCCCCGAGAGGCCCUUCCUGGCCAUCUUGGGCGGAGCAAAAGUUGCCGACAAAAUCCAAUUGAUCAACAAUAUGCUAGACAAAGUCAAUGAGAUGAUCAUUGGUGGUGGGAUGGGUUUCACCUUCCUCAAGGUGCUCAACAACAUGGAGAUUGGAACUUCUCUUUUUGAUGAAGAGGGGGCUAAGAUUGUCAAAGACCUGAUGGCCAAGGCGGAGAAGAAUGGCGUCAAGAUCACUUUGCCUGUUGACUUCGUCACAGCGGACAAGUUUGAUGAGAAUGCCAAGACUGGCCAAGCUACAUUGGCCUCUGGCAUCCCUGCUGGAUGGAUGGGUUUGGACUGUGGCCCCGAGAGCAGCAAGAAGUAUGCGGAAGCUGUGGCCCGGGCCAAACAGAUUGUGUGGAACGGACCCGUUGGAGUAUUUGAGUGGGAAGCCUUUGCUCGGGGAACCAAAGAGCUAAUGAACAAUGUGGUGGAGGCCACUAAGAGGGGCUGCAUCACUAUCAUAGGUGGUGGGGAUACUGCCACUUGCUGUGCCAAGUGGAACACUGAGGACAAAGUCAGCCAUGUGAGCACUGGGGGUGGUGCCAGUCUAGAGCUGCUGGAGGGCAAAGUCCUCCCUGGGGUGGCCGCCCUGAGCAAUGUCUAAUGGACGCCACUUUCCUGCCUGCUGGUUCCUGUGCACGGCCCUUCCAACGUGACGCUGCAGUGCUUCCUGACCCUUUCCUUGGCAUUAGGCAAGUUUCUCCCUCAAGACUCAACCAGUGGCCAGAAGAUGGGGCCAUGAGAGCCCCAGAAGCAGCUCAACUUACCUUUGUGUUUCCUGGGUGUGCCUGUUGUCAGAUCUCACUUGAACUUAUUUAGCACGUCUAAACCAUUGUUGUGAUCUGUAGAGUGUAUAAAUAUAUAUAUAUAUAAAAUAUAUAUAUUUAUAUUUUGCCUUUAGAAAGAAAAAAAAAAACAAAGCUAAAGCUGCUGUUAGCCAUACUCUCUUGAAAUAGUUUGUUGUGUUCAGCUUUGUCAGCAGCUGUUUUUGUCAUUACCCACACACAGUAUGGAAACAAGAAGAAACUCCAGUUUGGGGUGGGGGGGAAGGUUGACCUGUUAAAUAAACAUUUCAUAAAAGUGCCAGCUCAAUUAAA
Molecule: messenger RNA, 1809 nt
Organism: Vombatus ursinus (common wombat)
Lineage: Eukaryota; Metazoa; Chordata; Mammalia; Diprotodontia; Vombatidae
Gene: PGK1
Product: phosphoglycerate kinase 1
Exons: 11
Coding region: 63-1316 (417 amino acids)
Biological process (GO): glycolytic process; gluconeogenesis
Cellular component (GO): cytosol
Molecular function (GO): ADP binding; phosphoglycerate kinase activity; ATP binding
Source: RefSeq, a predicted model, not a curated record